Molecule: messenger RNA, 1963 nt
Organism: Mustela erminea (ermine)
Lineage: Eukaryota; Metazoa; Chordata; Mammalia; Carnivora; Mustelidae
Gene: NAPEPLD
Product: N-acyl phosphatidylethanolamine phospholipase D
Exons: 5
Coding region: 471-1655 (394 amino acids)
Biological process (GO): N-acylethanolamine metabolic process; N-acylphosphatidylethanolamine metabolic process
Cellular component (GO): membrane-bounded organelle; cytoplasm
Molecular function (GO): zinc ion binding; N-acylphosphatidylethanolamine-specific phospholipase D activity
Source: RefSeq, a predicted model, not a curated record
CCCGCCCCGCCCCUCCGCCGCGGGGGGUUGCAGCGCCGGGAGGUCUGCGCUCCAGCUCCAGCUCCCGCUCCCGCUCCCGCCUGGCGCAGGGCGGCUUCUUCCCGCCCGCGCAUCCCUUUCGCGGCUCACUUUCCCCUCGGCCUCUGGGUGGAGCAGCCCGCACUGCCGACCUGGGGCUGUUUGUGGACUCCUCCGCGAAACAGAGCGCGCCGUGGGUGGGAUUCCGGGUGCCGAGCCCUGCCCCCUCCUGGAGACGCUGCGCGUGUGAGCGGCCCGGCUCCGUUUGAAUUUCCGCACCUCGGGAGUUGCGGAGCCCACAUCGCUGAAGCUGCCUGGGUGAAGAGCCAAAUUUUUUUUUCUCCCCCUCCUUUUGGGAGAGUAGCCGUCUCUGGGACUUGUUUCAGAUCCCAUCUUCUCUGCAAAUCACCAGGUUGCAUCUUCCCUGAUCGGAAUACAUUUCUGAAAAGGACAUGGAUGAAAAUGAAAGCAGCCAGUCCCUGAUGACAAGCAGCCAAUAUCCCAAAGAAGCAGUAAGAAAACGCCAGAAUUCAGCCCGGAGCUCUGUAGGAAGUGAUUCUUCUAGGUUUUCCAGGAAAAGUUUCAAACUGGAUUACAGACUAGAGGAAGAUGUAACUAAAUCAAAGAAAGGAAAGGAUGGCAGAUUUGUUAACCCAUGGCCGACGUGGAAAAAUCUCUCCAUUCCAAACGUUCUCAGAUGGCUGAUAAUGGAAAAAGAUCACAGCAGUGUUCCAGGCUCCAAGGAGGAACUUGAUAAAGAGCUCCCGGUGCUGAAGCCAUAUUUUAUCGACGAGCCCCAGGAGGCCGGCGUGCGGGAGGCCGGCCUGCGGGUCACGUGGCUGGGACACGCCACGGUGAUGGUGGAAAUGGACGAGCUCAUCUUCCUCACCGACCCCGUCUUCAGCUCUCGCGCGUCACCGUCACAGCGCGUGGGUCCCAAGCGGUUCCGCCGCGCGCCCUGCACCGUGAGCGAACUGCCCCCGAUAGACGCGGUCCUCAUCAGCCACAACCACUACGACCACCUGGACUACAACUCCGUCCUCGCCCUGAACGAGCGCUUCGGCCCGGAGCUGCGGUGGUUCGUUCCUCUGGGCCUCCUCGACUGGAUGCAGAAGUGCGGCUGUGAGAACGUGAUCGAGCUGGACUGGUGGGAGGAGAACUGUGUCCCCGGCCACGAUCAGGUCACCUUUGUCUUCACCCCUUCACAGCACUGGUGUAAAAGGACUCUCAUGGAUGACAACAAGGUUCUGUGGGGCAGCUGGUCUGUCUUGGGGCCCUGGAGUCGGUUUUUUUUCGCAGGAGACACUGGUUAUUGCCCGGCUUUCGAAGAGAUAGGAAAACGGUUUGGCCCCUUUGACCUCGCGGCUAUUCCCAUCGGCGCGUAUGAACCCAGGUGGUUUAUGAAAUACCAGCACGUAGACCCGGAAGAAGCUGUGAGGAUUCACAUUGACGUUCAGACAAGGAAAUCUGUGGCAAUUCACUGGGGAACUUUUGCCUUAGCAAAUGAGCAUUACUUGGAGCCCCCAGUGAAGCUGAGCGAGGCUCUAGGAAGAUACGGACUUAAGACGGAAGAUUUUUUUGUCUUGAAGCAUGGAGAAUCCAGAUACCUCAAUACUGAUGAGGACAACUCUGAAUAAAUGUGAGCGCAGGAGCCGUCAGUGAUGAAGGUAUCUGCAAAGCUCAGACGGACUCACAAAUGCAUGAACACGAGGAUUUCCGACACUUAGGAAACAACUUCGACGAGUUAGUGUUCUGUUUCGCGUGGUAACUUGCUUGCUGCUCUGCCUGCCAAUCCUUACAGAGAAGCAGGAGUUCCGAGGUGGGUUAUUUACACAGCGGAUUGGCAAAGGGGAAUUAAAACCCUCUGAAUAAUGUAAGCAUUGCAAUGGAAUUCUUUUUAAUAUUAUAGUGUAAUGGUAGAAGUCGGAUGUUAUGAAAAUGGAUU